AUGCCUCUGAAAUCCCCCUUUGAGUCGUCAAUUGCCAAACCCGGCCAGGGCAAAGUCGUCCUCUCUCUCCUCUCACCCUCACUACCGACCCUGACGACCCUAACGUACAAGUAUCCCCUUAAACUUGUCAGUCGCUCUCCAGCGUUUCUUCCAGAGUUAUCUGUUCUACGAGACGCCUCGCGACCGGUCCAUUUACACCUCCUCAGCUACGGUGGAGGUCUGUUACCAGGGGACGUUAUUGAUGUCUCUAUCAAACUGGAGCCAAGGACGAGAUUGGUCGUGACGACUCCACAGGGGAGUACGAAGAUCUAUAAAACAAAGCAUACCAGUGCCGGUGGAGGCAAUUCGGUCCCGGAUAAGAGCAAGCAGAUUCUGCACGUACAAAUUGAAAGUGAAGCAGCGCUGUGCUAUCUUCCUGAUCCAUCGGCGCCGUUUCGGGAUAGUCGGUAUGAACAGAUUCAGACAUUCACCAUAAACAGGGGUUGCCGAACGCCGAAGGACAGUAAGAAACACGGUGAGAUAACAGACUGUGAGCAACGAAGCAGCCUCUGCGUCCUCGACUGGGUAACGCAAGGGCGAAGUUCUCUAGGCGAAAACUGGGACUUUCAUCUCUGGCGAGGAAAGAAUGAGGUCUGGACUACCGAUGAUACUGGGAAAAGGAAACUUUUACUUAGAGACUCGCUCAUCCUCGAUGACGAGUCUGGCACGUCUGAAAGUGGAGAACGAGGACGAAGGCAAACGUCACUCAUUCGCGAUCGAAUCCACCCUCAUGGCAUUGUGGGGACCCUAAUCCUUUACGGACCGGUAUUUGACAAUCUCUGCUCCUUCAUCAUGAACAGGUUCACGACACAGCCCCGGAUCGGGGCUCGGAAUUGGUCUUCCACCGUCUCGCCAGCCGCUUCGUGUGGUAAUAGCAACGCAGAGGAUAUAACCUGGACGGCAGCCCGCGUGAGGGGAGGCUUUGUCAUCAUGAAAUUCGGGGCGAAGGAUUUUGAAGCAGCGAGAAAGUGGCUCGGGGCUCUAUUCAGGGAGGAAGGGAGCGUGGCUCGGGAAUUUGGAGAGGAGGCUUUGCUGUGUUUGUGA
Molecule: messenger RNA, 1083 nt
Organism: Monascus purpureus
Lineage: Eukaryota; Fungi; Ascomycota; Eurotiomycetes; Eurotiales; Aspergillaceae
Source: the annotation of a GenBank genome assembly